AUGAGAAGGGACGUGGAGGUACUUGUCCGUCUAGUGCACGGCGACUGGCUGUCGCCGGGGAUGGCGCAAUGGAUGGCGAUCUAUCUCCGCCUGAAGGAAAAUGAGGUGCGGGGGUUCGCCCCAUCGAUGGAUGAUCUCGCGGCCCUAGACAUCGCCAGACGGGGGAUGAUCACCCUCCCCCCGGUCGACAUGGAAACUCCCAGGAGGCAGGUGAUUUCCUCCCUCCUGAAGCGGGCAAGGAGCCCCACGGGCGACGCUCCUGAAACGCCGAAGAAGCCCCGGGCCCUCGACAUGCGGGAGGGGGAGGAGGAGUCCUGUUCGACAGCCGAACCCUCAUCGUCCGGGUCGACAACGGACCUGACAGGAGCCGGCGCCCGUGACCGACCAUUGAAACGCGCUGCGACGAUGGCGUCGGUCCGCGGCUCGGAGGCCGCCGCCGCCGCCGCCGCCGCCGCUGACGCCGCCGCCAUGAAGCCUCCGCCGGCCGGGAAGUCCGCGAUCCCGAGGUGGCAAUCCCGGGACCCGCGCCGCGCACCGGCGGGGGCGGCAUCCAACCGAGCGCCCGUCCAGGCGUCCGCCCAGACUCCCGCCCUUGCGCCUGCCCAGAUGUUCUCCCUGCACACUCAAGCGGCCGCCCAUGCAGCUGACCGCCCGCCCGCCCAAGAAUCUGCCCGCCCGCCCAACCAAGCGCCCGCCCUGGCAGCCGCCCGCCCGCCCAACCAGGCGCCCGCCCUAGCGGCCGCCCGCCCGCCCAACCAGGCGCCCGCCCUAGCGGCCGCCCGCCCGCCCAGCCAGGCGCCCGCCCAAGCGGCCGCCCGCCCGCCCGCCCAGACGUCCGCGCAGGCGCCCGCCCAAGCACCCGCCCAACGCGCGCCGCCCUCGCUGGCCGCUCCCGCGGUAUCAUUCGCCCGGGUAGCGGCUAGCGCCGGAGCCCCCUUGCCACAACGGAAGGGGGCACAACGGGGAGCAGUGCCUCGCGCCCCGCCCACCACCUCAACACCUGCCGCCUCCACUUUGACCACAGCUGUGGCCUCCUCCGGAACUGCAGCCCUCGCAGCCACCGCCACCGCCGCCGCCGCCGCCGCCUCAGCCGCCCCGCCGACGGCACAAGCGCCCCGGGAACCGCGCUACCCGCGGAUCUGCGUGGACCACCUGCCCAACUGGGUGGUCCAUUUUAGAGAAAUUAGCCGGCUACUGGGACGCUCGCCGGCCGCCGUCGCACGCGGAAGAGGCGUGCAUUUCACCCCUAAGGACGGCAACGAGUACCGUGUCGUCCAGCGAUACAUAAACACGCUGGACGUGCAGUGGCACUCGUAUUCGUUGCCGUCGGACCGCCCACUCAAGGUUGCCAUCCGCGGGCUGCCGCCCGACACGGAGGAGGCAGCACUUAAGGAAGAUCUAGAAGAAAAAGGAUUCACCGUAGAAGCCAUCAAAGCCAUCCGGGGCAGGGGAGAUCGCCCCGGAUGUGUCUUCUUCGCCCUCCUGGCCAGAACACAGAACUGCCAGGAGGUAUUCACAAUCAAAGAACUCCUUCAUUGGCCGACCCUGAAGGUGGAGGCGUGGAGGGGGAAGCAGGGACCCGCCCAGUGCCACAGGUGUCAGUUGUUCCGACACUCGUCGGUCAACUGCCACCGGGCAACCGUCUGCGUGCGCUGCGGAGGGCCCCACAAGGCCACGGACUGCGAGCGGCCAUUGGAUCAGCCCGCCACCUGCGCCAAUUGCGGUGGACCGCACCCGGCAAAUCACUCUUCGUGCCCGGUGCUGCGGCGCGAGGCCAGAAAUAGACGGGCUGGCCCGGUCGCUCGCAGCGGAACCGCCCCCACGCCUCAAAACACCACGUCCGAAGCAGCAGAGGCCUCACUGAUGGCCCCUGCAAACCCACCGACCGCCAGGGGAGCAGAGCUCCCAAAGAAGAAGAGAAAGAAGAAGAAGAAGAAGAAUGCCGCCGCCGUGAGCUCUGCCCCCGUGGCGGAGGAAGAAGCGGCUGCAACCGUGCCGCCUCCCCCGGCACCUCAAACCGUUCCCGCGCCUGCCUCGGCUGCGCCAAUCCCACCGGAGCAUUUCUACGCGCUGGUGCAGUCGGUGCAGCAGAUGCAGGCACUGCUGGCCGCCCUUGUUCCCGCGGCCCCCCUCAGAGGCGUACCCACCCCUAACCUUUAA
Molecule: messenger RNA, 2160 nt
Organism: Amyelois transitella
Lineage: Eukaryota; Metazoa; Arthropoda; Insecta; Lepidoptera; Pyralidae
Exons: 1
Coding region: 1-2160 (719 amino acids)
Source: RefSeq, a predicted model, not a curated record